UGACACCACUAUCACUAAGUGAAGGAUAGUUAAAUGAUGGCUAUAAGUUCAUGAAGAAGGAGUAUAAUCUUCUUACUGAAAAUACAUGACACAUUGCAAUAUGUCUACGUUAACUUAUCUUGAUGUGUGCUUUUUAACCCUGUUUUCCGUGCUUAUGGUGGAAACUGGGUUCGUCUCGGCUAAAGACUGUGUAGGAACUGGAUCAUGUUCGUGUCAAUUUACAGAUGGCACAACCAUUGAUUUAACUCCCCUAUCCAGCAAGGAUGUGAAUAAUCCAACAUUUAUGGACAUUUCUGGACCUACCCCUCUUGAUAUUUAUUCCUGGAAUCCUUGUGCAGAUUUUACAGAGGGACCAGACGGUUGUACAAACGUGGCGGUUUGUAAUAUCCACCAAAAUAUCCCUAAUGCUGCGUACUUUAGCUUGGGAACUACUGACUCGGUGACAUUUACAACAGAUGAUCUGGGACAGGUGACGAUGAACUACCAAUUUACAGGAACCGGUACUCCAAUUGUCCAACGAAAUUCCCACAUCCUCUUGACAUGUGACCAAUCCCAGGAAGGGACCUUGGUGGCUCAAGGACCAUUACCCGACCCUAGCAGUCCCGAUUAUUACUUUGGACUGCAAAGUAAAUACGUAUGCCCAGGGAACUCACCCGGUGGCGGCGGUAAAAGUAGUGCAAUGUCUGUCGGAAGCAUCCUAUGUAUAGCGAUGGCUGUAAAUUCGUCAUUACGAGAGGAAAAACGACAACUUAUGAUCGAAUAUAGGAAUAUUCUUAACAGUAAAAGUGAUUUUGAAACAUUUCAGCUGACAUUUUGAAAUAUGAUGAUGAGUAUUGUUACUCAAAUCAAAGGCAAAAAGACGGCUCGGAGGUAUUUGUGGGAGGUGCACCACUCUGCAAGCUCUCUGAGGGACGCAAAUAAAGUUCUUCCGAGUUCGUUCCAAAAAUCCUGAAUUCACCAAAGGAUUGUGUUGGUACACCGUCACUGUUUUUCAUUUGAAAGACAACGAAAAGUGCAAUAAUACAAAACAAAUUAUAAAUAAAUGACAGACGAAAAUAAAUUGAAUGAAAUACACACCCAACAAUCCAUCCCCAUCCAUACCAAUAUUAAGCUGCUCUGUUUUUGAAUUGUAGCGAGACUGAAAAGGUUACUUGAUUUAUCAUGCUUAUCCAGAUAUGGAGUUCAAGACAGAAUCAAAACGAUUGUUUACAACAUCAUAUGGGUUGUUUUAUUUAUUUCUUGUCCUUUUAUAAGCGAUAUUUGAUAUGAUACAAACGUUUUUACAUUAUUUAAAUUGUCUAUUAACUGUGAAAAAAAUCUACAUAUUAGAAAUAUCAUAUGGAGAAUAGUAUUUGCUCAAUGAUCAUCCCUCUGCGAAAGGAAUGCGAUUUGCUUUUAGCUGUUAAUUAAUGAUUUUGUCAAUGUGUUAUGGAGGAAUUAUCAAUUCAACAAUUUGGAAAGUCUUUUCAACUGUUUUUGUCGUUCCAUGUAUUGACUUAAUGUAGCGAUUUAAGUUGAUGAAUUUAAAUUUAAGAUAAAUCAUUUUUCAGUUAGAAUUUUAGUAAAAAAGCAGUGGAGUGGUAUUAUUGCUAUUAGGUCUUUCAUUUUAACACCGCGUCAUAAUUGUAAUCGAUUGUUGGAGUAUCGCUCAUGUUUGUCAUGAAAUACCCAUAAUAAGCAAAAAUAUCAUAUAAAAGAAGAUUUUUAAUAGGUUUAAUUUUAAUCUUUGUUUGCAUACCAGUUUUUGUACAAGUAAUGUCUGUAUUACCAUCUCCAGCAUCAGAUGCAGACAUUUAACAUGAAUCGAUUGUAUAUCUUAUAUUAUUGAUGCAUUAGUAUUAAUACAAUAAUACACUUUUUUGUCUUUAUUAACAA
Molecule: messenger RNA, 1875 nt
Organism: Mizuhopecten yessoensis (Yesso scallop)
Lineage: Eukaryota; Metazoa; Mollusca; Bivalvia; Pectinida; Pectinidae
Exons: 6
Coding region: 86-817 (243 amino acids)
Cellular component (GO): trans-Golgi network
Source: RefSeq, a predicted model, not a curated record